AUGGCCUCCAUCCCUCCUGCCGCCAAACGCUUGGUUGUCCACGUCAAUCGCCAGAUCCGCCGGUACUCUGCGCCUGGCGAAGGCGCGAUACCUCCCGCAAAGCAGAGAUAUGUACCCACGUCAGGCACAUACCCCAAAGGCUUCUUAGCCUCGAGCGCCCAUGUGGGCGUCAAACCCUCAAAUACGCGUUUCGACGAUCUGGCUCUGCUAGCUUCGGAAACGCCAUGCUCGGGCGCGGCAGUCUUCACCCAGAACAAGUUCCAGGCAGCGCCAGUAACGCAGUCAAAGGAUAUGCUGAGGCGGAGGGGAGGAAGUGGGAUACGAGCGGUGGUCGUGAACUCUGGUUGCGCCAAUGCUGUGACAGGCAAAGGCGGCAUCGAGGAUGCGUGGAAAAUGGGUGAAGAGACCGACAAGUGCUUUCGGGAGGAGAGUCCAUCAGAUGACGGGAAAGGCUCUCGUACGAUCGUCAUGAGUACGGGGGUCAUAGGACAGCGCCUUCCUUUGCGAAAGAUCUUGCACAAAAUUCCUUCCGCAUACGAUGAUCUUGGCAACUCUCAUUCCCACUGGUUACGUGCAGCUCGCGCCAUCUGCACAACCGACACCUUCCCAAAGCUCCUGUCCCGUAAAUUCACCCUACCAUCCGCACCGGGUACCACAUACACUCUUGCCGGCAUGACCAAGGGUGCUGGCAUGAUACAUCCAAACAUGGCUACCCUCCUUGGCAUCAUCUGCACCGAUGCGCCUAUUGCGCCGGAGCCUCUCCAGUCCCUUUUGAGUGCAGCGAUAGACAAGUCAUUCAACAGCAUAUCGAUAGACGGCGACACGUCGACGAACGAUACGGUUGCCUUACUGGCGAACGGCGCUGCAGGCGGCGCCGAAAUCACCUCAGCUGCCAGCGCGGGAUACGCGGAGAUGCGGCAGACCCUCACAUCUUUCGCCGCAGAUCUCGCUCAACUCGUCGUCCGCGAUGGCGAAGGCGCAACGAAGUUCGUGACCAUCCGCGUGACGAACGCGGCGUCUUAUGCGGACGCCAAGCGUGUCGCAUCGACCAUUGCGCGCUCGCCUCUGGUCAAGACCGCACUCUACGGCAAGGACGCCAACUGGGGUCGCAUCUUAUGCGCCACGGGAUACGCAGAAGGCGUCUUAAGUGUUGUGCCGGAGCAGACGAGCGUCUCGUUCAUACCUACCGACGGGAGCGCGGAGCUGAAGCUGUUGGUGAGAGGGGAGCCGGAAGCGGUGGAUGAGGCUCGGGCUGCACAGAUACUUGAGGCGGAGGAUCUGGAGAUCCUGGUCCGGUUAAGUGAGACGAAGGGCGAGGAAGCGGUUUAUUGGACCUGUGACUUUAGUCAUGAGUACGUUACCAUCAACGGUGACUACCGGACAUAA
Coniosporium apollinis CBS 100218 is the source of this 1386-nucleotide messenger RNA. Its product is annotated as arginine biosynthesis ArgJ 1, mitochondrial. Gene Ontology annotation, molecular function: L-glutamate N-acetyltransferase activity, acting on acetyl-CoA as donor; L-glutamate N-acetyltransferase activity, acting on acetyl-L-ornithine as donor. Gene Ontology annotation, cellular component: mitochondrial matrix. The transcript is spliced from 2 exons. The coding region runs from base 1 to 1386 and encodes 461 amino acids. The record is from RefSeq and is a predicted model, not a curated record. Lineage: Eukaryota; Fungi; Ascomycota; Dothideomycetes. Gene Ontology annotation, biological process: L-arginine biosynthetic process; L-ornithine biosynthetic process.